AUGGGCAAAUUAUGCAAAUGCAACAGCAGACUGCUCUGCAUGUUCCUGCUCCCCUGCAUGAUGACCAGCCACCUUCUGAUUUACAUCAUGGUGUCCAUAUUCGUCACCAUCUCCUACACGCCUCCAAAAAUAACCCUCCACUACAUUGCCUCCGGGAGUACCGCUAACUCCUCUGCCCUGGCCUCUCACCCACUUGGCCCUUUCUGGAACCUCCGUCUGGAGGACAGUGCACUGUGGAACCAGUUGCAGCAUGUUUGGGACCGCCAGCACAACCCAAUACUGCGAGGAAACGCGACUGGGACCCCGGGGGAGACGAAAGUUAAGCUUUUACCAGACAUUGAAGAUGAAUGCUCUUCUGCCUGCAUGUCGCACAAGUGUUCACUCCCUCGUAUGCAUGAUUUUAACAGCUUGCCAGAGCAAAUGAGGGCAUUUAUAAUGGCGAUGCACUGCAUGGAGUACCCCCUACUCAUCAAUCAACCCGGUAUGUGUCGGAGGAACAGUAGCUUUGGUUUGGAUUCUCCCAUGCUCCUCAUGGCCAUCAAAUCCCAGGUGGGGAACUUUGAAAACAGGCAGGCCAUCCGUGAAACGUGGGGACACAGUGGCCUGGUGAAGGGGGAAAGCAGCAAGAAGGGAGGACUAGUGCGCACGGUGUUCCUCCUCGGAAGGCAGGACUCAAGUACAGGUCCUCACCCGGACCUCAGAAACCUCCUGGAGCUCGAGAACCACAAAUACGGGGAUAUCCUGCAGUGGGAUUUCAAAGACACUUUCUUCAACUUGACCCUGAAGGACUUGCUGUUCUGGCAUUGGCUGCAGCGGUACUGCCCCACGGCCGUCUUCGUGUUCAAAGGGGAUGACGACGUCUUUGUUCGAACAGGCGCCCUUCUGGAUUACCUGCACACGCAGUGGGAGGAGCACAACCUGUGGAAAGCCUACACGAACAAAACUGAGCUGGAUUUGUUUGUGGGGGACGUGAUCUACAACGCAAGGCCCAACCGUGAGCCGUCCACUAAAUAUUACAUCCCAGAGCGUUUCUACAAAGGCGUGUACCCGCCGUAUGCCGGCGGAGGAGGGGUGGUGUAUUCUGGCUCACUUGCAUUGCGAUUGAAAGACGUGUCCGAGAGGGUGCGCCUUUUCCCAAUAGACGACGUGUAUCUGGGCAUGUGCCUGCACAGGCUGGGCCUCUCCCCGAGCCAUCACCCGGGCUUUUUAACUUUUGAUCUCCCACAGACGGACAGGGGAAAUCCCUGUGCUUACAGGUCCGUUCUGCUGGUGCACAGGCGGAGUCCCAACGAGAUGCUGACCCUGUGGCAGCAGCUCCAGGGUCUGCCACGUCACUGCUGA
Molecule: messenger RNA, 1341 nt
Organism: Cyclopterus lumpus (lumpfish)
Lineage: Eukaryota; Metazoa; Chordata; Actinopteri; Perciformes; Cyclopteridae
Product: N-acetyllactosaminide beta-1,3-N-acetylglucosaminyltransferase 2
Exons: 1
Coding region: 1-1341 (446 amino acids)
Cellular component (GO): membrane
Molecular function (GO): hexosyltransferase activity
Source: RefSeq, a predicted model, not a curated record